AUGACUCAAGAAAUGCCAGAUCCACCACCAAAAUACUGGGAAAGGCUCAGUGAUACAGAUAAACUAAUGUAUGUAUCACUUCGGGCUUCUCUUUCAAGUCCAAAUUGCAAAAAUCGAAGAAAUAAAAGUGCAGAGACUUUUAGAGAAAUCAUUGAUUCUUUGAAAACUUACGUUAUUCGAGGUGAUGCAGAUGAUAAAAAUCGCGCUUUAGUAUGUGGUAUUUAUUGGCUAAAAGAUUCUAUCGCAAUCAACACCCGCCAAUUGAUUAAAAUUCUUUCAAAAUGCAAGUCUUCAAUCAAUGGUUCUUUCCAACAGUUAGGUUAUGGUACAAUUCCUGCAGGAGCCGAUUCUUGCAGUGAAUUAAUCAAAGCGUUCCCCGAACUAAAGAAUAAUUUCGCUGAACUUCGACAGUGGACUAUCAGACAGUUGAUUUCAGCUACGCCAAAUCCUUCAAAACUUGCAGAAUUCAUACAAAGAACAUAUCAAGUGCAAAACAUCCCCUACUGCACUCCACAGCCAUUACAGCCUCAGGUUGAGCAAAAAAAAGAGAUAAUCCCGAAUAAUUCAUCUCAAUAUUAUUCCGCACCUCCUCCCGAAUACAUAGAGCCUCCAAAGCAAGUAGAGCCGAUUCAGGAGCAGCCACAGAGUCCCCAACCUGAAAUUGAUAGCUAUACUUUUGAGAAUGAUGACAUUUCUAAUUUUAUGUGGAAUAAUGAUAUGAAUUUCUAA
Messenger RNA from Trichomonas vaginalis G3, 729 nucleotides. Its product is annotated as transcription-initiator DNA-binding domain ibd family. NCBI's taxonomy places the organism in Eukaryota, Parabasalia, Trichomonadida, Trichomonadidae. Bases 1 to 729 code for a protein of 242 amino acids. The record is from RefSeq and is a predicted model, not a curated record. The transcript has a single exon.